Triplophysa dalaica is the source of this 3236-nucleotide messenger RNA. It is a transcript of the gene esyt3, whose product is annotated as extended synaptotagmin-like protein 3. Lineage: Eukaryota; Metazoa; Chordata; Actinopteri; Cypriniformes; Nemacheilidae. Gene Ontology annotation, molecular function: lipid binding. The record is from RefSeq and is a predicted model, not a curated record. Gene Ontology annotation, biological process: lipid transport. The transcript is spliced from 23 exons. Bases 298 to 2835 code for a protein of 845 amino acids.
CGGAAGUUCACAAAAACUGACAGAGAGCGUCCCGAACCUCCAAAAUCACAGUUUUCGAGUUGCGUUCAAGCUUUAUCAACGGAGAUAACCUAAAGGCGACGGGUCACCUGCGAUGAUGCUGCGCGCGUCUAGGUGAAUGUUUUGUUUACCUUUCCGAACUGAUGGUGGGCUUUGAAGUUUUUGACUGGAUUUCAUCGACAACAAACACUACGAACGAACGAAGGGAGGGCGAUGCAUGAUCGAUUCGGACUCUCACUUGUACUUGUUCGAGGCAUUUAAUCAUCAGCUUCUGUAAACAUGAGUGCUGCGGUGAGCGAGGGUCAAGCGCCCUCCUCCACUGGUGAGGGAUUCAGUUCAAGCGAUCUCAAUCAGAUGUUAAUGGAGUUUAUGAUGUUCAUGGUGAGAGCGUUGGCCGUGAGUUAUCCCGUAUAUCUGACCGGAUCUUUUGGACUGAGUGUCAGCUGGAUUCUUCUUAGCAUGCUUAUGUGGACCAUGUGGAAAAAGAACCGCAAAUGGAAAGACCAGAGGCUCGACACGGCCAUUGAUUUCUUGGAAAACGAGAAGGACGUCAUCAAGACUGAACUGAAGGCCAUGGACAUGCCAGCUUGGAUUCACUUUGCAGAUGUUGAGAAGGCCGCUUGGAUCAACAAGAUUCUUCAGCAGGCAUGGCCGUUUUUCGGAAUGUACAUGGAGAAGCUUCUCAUUGAAAAUAUUCAGCCCUCUGUGAAAGCAUCUAGCCCUCAUUUGAAGACCUUCGCCUUUACUAAAGUCCACAUGGGACAGAAGGCACCAACUGUGACAGGGGUUCGUGUGUACACACAUGAGCUGGGCACAAGAGAGGUCAUUCUUGACCUCAACAUCCUUUAUGAGGCUGAUGUGGAUAUUGAUGCUGAAGUUAAACCUGCUAUUAAAGUAGGAGUGAAAGGGCUUCAGCUCCAGGGGAUGCUACGUGUAAUUCUUGAGCCUAUGAUUGGCCAGUCACCCAUUGUAGGUGGAGUAACCAUGUUUUUCAUUCGUCGACCAACCCUGCAAGUUAAUUGGACCGGAAUGGCUAAUAUUUUGGAUAGUCCAGCAUUCAGCCAUCUGUCAGAAUCAGCUAUUGUGGACAUCAUAGCCUCUCUCAUGGUUUUGCCUAAUCGGAUGUGCAUCCCAUUGAUCGAUCAAGUCAAGGUUGACCAAAUGAGGUUUCCACUGCCUCGAGGUGUAGUACGGGUCCAUGUUUUGGAGGCAAAGAAUCUUGUUGCAAAAGACACACACAUGAUGGGAUUGGUGAAGGGCAAGUCAGAUCCAUAUACUGUGCUGAGGGUGGGAAACAAACAAUUCAAAACGAAGACCAUCAAAGAGACCUUGAAUCCUUGCUGGAAUGAAGUUUAUGAGUUUGUGAUUCAUGAAGCCCCUGGACAAGAAUUAGAGGUGGAAGUGUAUGAUGAAGACACGGACGCUGAUGACUUUUUGGGCAGGUACAGUCUGGAUUGUGGGGAAGUGAAGAGAGAGAAAGAGCUUGAUGAGUGGUUAACCUUGGAGGAUGUCGAGAGUGGUGACCUACAUUUAAAAAUGCAAUGGCUGUCUCUGCACACAAAUCAAGAACUAUUAAAGGAGACAUACGAUGGCCUUGCUUGUGCAAUGCUUUCUGUGUACCUAGACAGUGGCUCCAAUCUGCCUAAAGACGAGCGAGAGUUCACCCACAAUGAGAAGCAUGGAAAACCAGCCAAAGAGACUCGGCUCACCAGAAAAACCAACGAGCCAAACUCAUAUGUCGAGUUUACUAUAGAUAAACAGUGUCAGAAAAGCAAGGUCGUUUAUGCCUCAAAAGACCCUGUUUAUGAAGAAUGCUUUGUAUUCUUUGUCCACAAUGUGAACCGCCAGGUGUUGAACGUUGAGGUGAAAGAAAAUGAGAAGAAAAACUCACUGGGCCAGCUCACUCUGCCACUGGUCCGACUGCUCCAUAUAUCUGAUAUGAUGCUGGAUCAGCGCUUCAAGCUUGAGCGCUCAGGAGCCAAUAGCCAGAUAAAGAUAAAAGCUGUUCUCAGGAUUCUUACGCAAGAGAAACUAGAGCCCAAAGUUGUCACUCCAACCCUUCAGACCCAGCCAACGGCCUCAUCUUCUCAAAUUCACUCUCAGCAUCCAACUUCAUCUCAGUCCAUACAAAAUGGGCAGAAAGAAAAAAUGCCAGCUUCAUCUGUCCCGCUCUCAAGAACACAGACUGUACCUGUGCAGCCCAGCCCAGCUAAUGAUCUCCAAGCAGAGUAUCAAGAACACCGACCAAGCACUCUAGCGUUCACAGAGGGUCGACUGUCCGAGCCUUAUACACCAGGUCUGAUGCGUCGAUAUGAUUCCCACAGCCUCCUGUCAGAAAACUCCAUAGCUUCAUCUCGCUUUGAUCUGUCAGAUAAUGUCCGUUAUCCAGAGGCCAUCAUGAAUCAUCAGGGCAGCUUUGGACAGAUCGACCUGACGUUGCGAUAUGCCUCCUUAAGGAAGCGACUUAUUGUGAUAGUCAACUCCUGCAUGGACCUGUUCGCCUGUAGUGAGAGCGGCUCUGAUACAUACGUCCGCAUGUAUCUGCUGCCCGAUCAAACGUGGAAGCAUCGCAAACGCACUAAAGUGAAAAAGAAGUCUGUGAACCCCGACUUCAGUGAGAUGUUUGAGUUUUCUGUGUCACUGGAGGAAGCAAGAAGCAGAAAGCUGGAUGUUGCGGUAAAAAACAAUAGAAUGCUUCACAAAAGAGAGCGAAAGGAAAUUGGAAUGGUUUUGAUUGAUUUGUCUGAAAUCGACCUAACCAAGGGUUCCACACAAUGGUAUGAACUCACUCUCCCUGGGCUCAAGAAGACAAACUAAGAAAACUGAUGUCAACUCGUAAUCACAAAGUAGCUCAUCAGCUGUCCUUAUUAAUGUUAUAUUGUUGUUUUUGUGUUUUCACAUUUCCCUCAUGAAAUGAACAAAUUCAUCUCAUGGUAGUGGACAACAUACAGUAAUGUUGACCAUUAAAUGUGAAUUGCUCAUAUAGCAUCAUCUUAUUCUUGUUGUUGAAAAUGACCCACACGAAACCAUUUUAGGAUUUUGGGACUGAAUUACAUCAGGCACUGAGGAUUGGGCUGAUCAUUUAAUAUGUACAGUGAUUCCUAAAUCAAUCCUAUAUUUCUUUUCUCAUGAUGCUCCAGGUCACAUUAGUGACAGGUUUAGGUCGCAUAGGUUUUUUGUUAAAUGUUAUCUUAAAUUAAAACAUUUUUGGUACCAAA